AUGAACAAGUUGAUUCUGGUGAGCUUCCUGGCAGUGGCCACGCUCUGCCUUUGCCAAGCAGGUAAGUGGCCAAACCAUCUCUGGGUUAUGAUUCUCUAUGUGGCCGCAGAUGGGGUUGCAGGUGCCAUCAAAGUCCAGUCUUCUCAACGCACCUACAUGUGAGCAAAUCUAAAUAUUUAGACAAGAAAUCACAGUUUUAAGAUUGUGGGUAUUUCCAGGGUGUGCCAGCUUUUUAAACAAAUAGAAUAACCUUUAGGACCCAGAGAUGCCAACAUCACUUCAGAUUCAUUUCUGCCUUCAAAGGUGACCCACCGUUUCUCUGCCCCCCACCCCCCUCCAUGCCAGUGGUGGUGUAGCGUUUAGAGUGUCGGACUAGGACCUGGGAGAUCAGGGUUCAAAUCCCCACUCAGCCAUGAAGCCCCCUGGGUGACUUUGGGUCAGCCACUGCCUCUCAGCCUAACCUACCUCACAGGGUUGUUGGGCAGAAGUGUGUACACCACCUCAAGCUCUUUGGAGGAACGGUAGGGUAUAAAUGAAAUAGAUAAAGGUUACUAUUAUUCCAGGGGACGCGGGUGGCGCUGUGGGUUAAACCACAGAUCCUAGGAUUUGCCGAUCAGAAGGUUGGCGGUUCAAAUCCCCACGACGGGGUGAGCUCCUGUUGCUCGGUCCCUGCUCCUGCCAACCUAGCAGUUCAAAAGCACGUCAAAGUGCAAAUAGAUAAAUAGGUACCACUCUGGCGGGAAGGUAAACGGCGUUUCCGUGCGCUGCUCUGGUUUGCCAGAAGCGGCUUAGUCAUGCUGGCCACAUGACCCGGAAGCUGUACGCCGGCUCCCUCGGCCAAUAAAGCAAGAUGAGCGCCGCAACCCCAGAAUCGGCCACAACUGGACCUAAUGGUCAGGGGUCCCUUUACCUUUACUAUCAUUCCUGGCCCUUCCCUUGGCUGCAGUUUCAGCAGGCAUUGCCUCUGUACUUACCAAGCUUAUCUCAGUCACAAGGGUAUGACAUUGUUACAUUGAAAGCUGAGGUUCUUAGGAAGUGCUCAAGCCCAAACCAUGCCCUUGGGUGACAGGCAUUACAACUGUUUCCUGAUGCCUCACUUGGCCAAGGGGCAAGUAGCCUUUUGCUCACUGCAGUUGCCCUUCUUCUCCUUUUCCAGAUGACUCUGCCCCCUCCAACAGUGCCAACGACUCACCCAGCUCUGAAGGUCAGUUUAUCUCCACUUUUAUUCCUUUCUUGCUUUUUUAUUAUUUUUAUUUUUAGAUAAUUGCUUCGAAGAGACUUAUAUCUGUAGAUGUGACCUAGGUUUGCAAACUUGGAAAAUUUGAGGGGGGAUAGAGGGAAGGCGGGAGAGCUGUAGCUGAGUGGUGAUGUGUUUUGCAUGCAGAAGGUCUCAGAUUCAAUUGCCCACAUCUUCAACUAGAGCUGGGUGGGAGAAGGCUAUCAAAAGAGCCAUUGCUUAUCAGUGUAGACCAGAGCUUUCCAAACUGUGUGUCGCGACAUGUUAGUGUAUUGGCUGCAGUGUGUCGCACAAACACUCCCCGCACUCUUUCCAGGGCUGGAAAGGGGUUAGUUUAACCUCCAGUUUGCUAGUAAAACUGAAUUACUCUGUCGCGAAAUGAUGCAUAUCCAAAAAGUGUGUCCCCAACUUGAAAAGUUUGGAAAGCUCUGGUGUAGACAAUACUGAGCUAGAUGGGCCACAGCAGCUUCUUGUGUUUCUAAAAGUAUGGAAAUCUCUCUUUUCCCUUUCUGUUCCGCAAUGAGGGCUAGAAUCACGUUGCUUUUCAAAAUGAAAACGGAGACUGUCAGGAUCCUUGGUUUCACUCUUGAGCCACAAGCCCUACUGAUGGCAGGGAGGAGGCAAACAGGGAGAACUCCUCCUGUAGAGGGGUGAGGCAGUGCUGUUGAUAAAAUAUGCGACUUUUCCUCUUGCAGCUUUUGUCUCCAGGCGCGUCAGUGCUCAAGUAGUGAAGAGACACAAGAGGAACUAUAACAGGUAAAGAUAAAUGCGCAACUUGUCAUGAGCUAGAAAUCUGGGGUGGGUUCCCUAAUGGCUUUGAAGACGCCUCCAUGAGGUCCCAAACAUGGGACAGAGAAUAUUUACCCAGAUAAUGUCAGCACAGGGCUCUGUAAAGCAGCUGUUACUCUCUCUGCUGCAAGGAUUGGCUGGAUGCAUCAAAUGUGCAUUCCAGUUGGUGGAGAAACAGAACCCAGGGGAAGAGUAUGCAUAUGAAGAGGUGGGACUAUGCAGAUUGGAGGGGAGGACUAAAUGGUGGGAAAUGGAACAAGGGGUAGAUUUAGCUCCUAUCCCUACAGUGUCUGCUCACCUUGCAGCUCUUUGCUUUCUCUGACACAAUUGUUCCUAUUCACUCCUCUGAUGGAAAAGCGUAACCUUGCAAUUAAUGCAAAAUCUCCAGCCCCCACCCUGGCAUCUAGUGGAGGGGAAGAAUUUUAUUUCCAUUUGUGCUUAAAAGUGGACCUACUUUCUGAAACACAGCUGUCUUUUGAAAUGCGCACGUCUUCAAAUUUUGCAAUGCAGUCCUCCAGCCAAUUAGUUAAUGAAUUAAUUUCAUUAAUUAGAAUUUAUAGGCUGCUUGCUUUUAAGGGGGGGAAAACCCUCAAAGCAGCUUAUCAAACAAAUAAAAACAAUAAAAUUACCAAUAAAAAAUAGUUAAAUCCAGCUAUUCAAAACAAUGUAAAAUCUAUGAUAAGCUAAAAAACAAAUUAAAAAACAUGUCAACGUUCUACUUAACUGGAGAGGCUUGCCCGAAGAAAAAUGUUUGUACUGUAGCAGGCACUGAAGAGAGUGCAGUGGAGGUACCUGCCUGAAGUCAAAAUAGGCAGGGAGUUCCAGAGUGUGGUGUAAUGUAUACAAAAUGCAUAUACUAGGGUAAAAGUGUGCAUAAUCAUUACGUUAGGUUUUUGCAAAUGUUUUGCAAAAAUGUAUACUGGGCAAAAUUAGGAGAAAUUUUACAAUGAACGUUGAAGAUUUUUAAUGGGGAUUUUUGCAUUAAGAAAUGUGUAUCUUGCUAAGCUAAAGUUUUGUAUACGUGGAUAUCCUUUGGCAUACUGAGAACAUUUUGAUAUAGCCCCAAAUGGCUGCUCAAUGCUCCAACCAUGGCUUCUGCUCCCUGGCAGGUUCUACAACGCCCGUGCUGCCCCAACCCCAGACCCCCUUGAGCCCCUGCGAGAGGUUUGUGAGCUGAACCCCGACUGCGACGAGCUGGCCGACCACAUCGGCUUCCAAGAAGCUUACAGGAGAUUCUAUGGGCCAGUAUAG
Podarcis lilfordi (Lilford's wall lizard) is the source of this 3277-nucleotide messenger RNA. The record is from the annotation of a GenBank genome assembly. Lineage: Eukaryota; Metazoa; Chordata; Lepidosauria; Squamata; Lacertidae.